AUGGUGAAGACGGUGAGAAGGUUCUACACUCCCGGUGACUUCGGAAGUGUUAGGAUGGGUAAUGAUGGUAUUGCUAAGGCAGUUGGCAUGGGAGACGUGCACUUGGAGACUGAAAAUGGCAACACCUUAGUUUUGAAAGGUGUGAAGCAUGUUCCCAACAUUCGCAUGAAUUUGAUAUCUACCAGCAAGCUCGAUGAUGAAGGGUUUUGUAACACCUUUCGAGACGGAAAGUGGAAACUCACGAAGGGAUCCUUGAUUGUGGCGAGAGGGCAAAAGUAUUCUUCAUUGUAUGUGAUGAACGUGAAGAUUGUGGAUCCUAUGAUCAAUGCGGUGGAUGAUGAACGCACUGUGGAACUUUGGCACAACCGACUUAGCCACAUGAGCGAGAAGGGUUUGACAGUGUUGGCCAAGAAGAAUCUCCUCCCAGGUGUGAAGCUUAAGUGCAUCCGAAUAGAUAAUGGAGGUGAAUACUGCGGCCCAUUUGAUGAGUAUUGUAGGCAGCAGGGUAUUCGACACCAAAAGACACCUCCGAAGACUCCUCAGUUGAACGGGUUAGCUGAGAGGAUGAACCGGACACUAGUUGAGAGGUUGAGAUGUUUGCUUUCGCAGUCACAGUUACCGAGGUCCUUUUGGGGUGAAGCCUUGAGUACAAUGAUCAAGGGGGAGCGGCGUCAGAGACUGAUAUUGGUCCUGCACAUGGUGAUGUCCCCAAUGGUGACGUCCCCACAGUUGAUGGUGGUGAGCCAACUGUUGAAGUUGAAGAAGGGGUUCAAGAACCACCAGAAGAACCUAUUUUGA
This is a messenger RNA of Striga hermonthica, 798 nucleotides long. NCBI's taxonomy places the organism in Eukaryota, Viridiplantae, Streptophyta, Magnoliopsida, Lamiales, Orobanchaceae. The record is from the annotation of a GenBank genome assembly.